AUGCUUGUUUAUGUGGCUGAUCUUUGUGAGGAAGGUGAAAUUAGCAGUGUAGAUGAGGUUGUUUUUAAUCAUAAUGAUAACAAUAAUAUUAACAACCCAACAGAAAUUAAAUGGUCAUUUGAUGUAAACUUAAAUAAUAAUCAAGUAAAAGAGAAAAUUUAUGUGGAGAAACCUUUAAUGUCAUAUAGUUUUGAUCUGGGAAUUAAUUCAUAUAAAUCAAUAGAGAAAAUUUCUAUGGAGAAAUCUUUAAUGCCAUAUAGUUUUGAUCUGGGAAUUAAUACCAUUAAUAAUAAUUCAUACAAGUCAACAGAAAAAUUCCUAUCUAAAAAAAUAUCCAGUUGUUUAGGAGGCCCUAUUCAUAAUUUAAUUGCUUCAACUACUAUUUUUAAAAACAACCCUCAAAUGACACUUGCUGAAUUAGCUCAUAAAUGCGAUACAUUAACUUUAUCCAAAUUAAUGAAUAAAACAAAUGUAGAAGAUUAUAGAGAGGAAAUCACUAAAAAAUUUUUCAAGGAUGGUUAUGAUGAUUUAGAGAAAUCGUUGAAACCUUGGAUUCUUGACUUGGAAAAAAAACCAUUAUUCAGUUAG
Molecule: messenger RNA, 588 nt
Organism: Entrophospora candida
Lineage: Eukaryota; Fungi; Glomeromycota; Glomeromycetes; Entrophosporales; Entrophosporaceae
Source: the annotation of a GenBank genome assembly